GCUUUGUUGGAAGACCUUCAGGCCGCUGCGACGACGUUAACAAACACCAACUCAUCUUGUUUGACACAACCGACCAGUGGUCAGUACAGACCGGCAAAUCGACAGUCCCCUUCAAGCAGUUUAAAAGCCUCUUCCAUCAGCCUCUGCACAGAUAGUCCUAAAAAUACCGGUGGUCAAUACAGGUCAGUAAAUAUGCCUCUUAACCCAGGUUCGCAUACCACCACCCACACUGUAACAACGCAAAGAUACGAGUAUCAUCAUGGCGACGACAAGUCAGAUCCUAUCUACCAGAACCAUGAGAUACAGAAGGAGGUUACCAAGACAACAAUAUCGUCUACUCGACACCCACCUCAGCCCACCAGUGGUACCAACGAGCAUUUGUCGGAAUUAGAUUCGUUGUUGGAAGAUCUCAACUCUGCUCGUCUCACAUCUUCUCCAGACAAUAAAGCAUCCACUGUCAAUGGAAUAACUCCUUCAUCCACGGAUGCCUCCACUCCUAGAUAUGGGUGUAUUCGUGCGGCUACGAAACCUCCGGAGGAGGACAGGCCAACUGUGGAAAGUUUAUUGGAUGACUUGCAGAGUGUUGUGACCCCAACAUCAAAACUGUAAGUCACUAGAUAUGUGCUGAU
Molecule: messenger RNA, 629 nt
Organism: Limulus polyphemus (Atlantic horseshoe crab)
Lineage: Eukaryota; Metazoa; Arthropoda; Merostomata; Xiphosura; Limulidae
Exons: 3
Coding region: 193-609 (138 amino acids)
Source: RefSeq, a predicted model, not a curated record